AUGGCGAACACAUCGUACGGCAACGAGAAACGAGUGGGCGAGUUCAACGACACCAUCGCUGCGCAUUCGCCCAAUGCGUCCCUGCCCGACGCGGACACGAAGGAAGCAGUGCUUGAAGCGCGCGAGGUCUUCCACGAUGACACGGCUGGGGGCGUCAAGUUCCGCACGGUCAGCUGGCAGCGCGCCACGAUCAUCUUCCUGAAGAUCCAGUUCGCGAUGAGCAUCCUCGCCGUGCCGGGCGCGCUGGCCACGCUGGGCGCCGUCGGCGGCGCGCUGAGCAUCGUCGGCUGGGAGAUCCUGAACACCUACACGGCCGUCAUCCUGGGCGACUUCCGCAACCGCCACCCGGAAUGCCAUACGCUCGCAGACAUGUGCGGGCUCCUCUGGGGCCGCGUCGGCAAGGAACUGGUCGGCCUGCAGAUCCUGGUGGCGCAGGUCAUCAUCACGGCCGCGGGGAUCGUGUCGUGCUCGACGGCGUUCAACGCGCUCUCGGAACACGGCGCCUGCACCGUGGUCUUCAGCUUCGUGUCGGCCGUGCUGAUCACCAUCUUCUCGAGCGUGCGGACGUUCUCGCGCCUGGGAUGGCUCACGUGGCUGGGGUUCGUGACGUUCUUUGUGGCCGUCUUCAUUUUUGUGGUUGCCGUCACGCAGCAGGACCGCCCCGCCGCGGCGCCCAAGACGGGAGACUUCGACCUGGGGUGGGUGGCCAUCAACCACCCCGGGUUCGUCGCGGGCAUCACGGCCAGCGCCAACAUCUUCAUCAGCGGCAGCGGCAGCCAGAUGUACCUGCCCGUGGUCUCGGAGAUGCGGCGGCCCCGCGACUACCGCAAGGCCGCCAUCGUCGCAGGCAUCCUCGUCGGCGCCAUGUAUCUGACCUUCUCACUUGUCAUCUACCGCUGGUGCGGCGUGUACCUGGCUACACCCGCCUUCGGCAGCGCGGGCACCCUGUUCAAGAAGAUCUCCUACGGCAUCGCGCUGCCGGGCCUGGUCAUCGGCGUCGGCAUCUACCAGCACGUGGCGGCAAAGUUGAUCUUCGUGCGCGUCCUGCGCGACUCGUCCCAUCUGCAGGCCAACACCGUCGCCCACUGGGCCACCUGGCUCGGCAGCAAUUUGAUCCUCGGCAUCUUGGGCUUCAUCAUCGCCGAGGCGGUGCCUAUUCUGAAUUACCUGCUGGGUCUGGCGGGCGCGCUGUGUUUCGCGCCGUUCAGCUUGAUUUUCCCGGCCAUGCUGUGGAUGUAUGACUUCAAGGGAUACCGCAAGGGCAGCGGAUGGCAGAAGGCGGCUUUUGGAGCCCACGUCCUCAUCGUGCUGGUCGGUCUGUUCAUGGUCGUCGGUGGAACUUACGGUGUUGCUGUCUCGAUCAGAGAUGCCUUUGCCAGCGGCUUGAUCUCCAAGGUGUUUGACUGCUCAGAUAACUCGGGGACAAUUUCCUAG
Messenger RNA from Cladophialophora yegresii CBS 114405, 1434 nucleotides. RefSeq lists its product as uncharacterized. The record is from RefSeq and is a predicted model, not a curated record. NCBI's taxonomy places the organism in Eukaryota, Fungi, Ascomycota, Eurotiomycetes, Chaetothyriales, Herpotrichiellaceae. The coding region runs from base 1 to 1434 and encodes 477 amino acids. Gene Ontology annotation, molecular function: amino acid transmembrane transporter activity. Gene Ontology annotation, cellular component: vacuolar membrane. The transcript has 3 exons. Gene Ontology annotation, biological process: amino acid transmembrane transport.